ACAUCACAUUCAUUGCAGUCAUUGUUGUUUUUAGUGUUCUUCCUCGAUAAAACCAUUCUACGUGUACUGCAAAAGUCGUCUCUCCGAAAAGGGGCCAAUAACCAUGUCGGAAAAUGUUUAUUCCAUCCUCCUGCCAACGUACAACGAACGAGACAAUUUACCGAUUAUCAUUUGGCUGCUGGUGAAAUAUCUUGACAAGAGCCAUCUCAAUUACGAGAUAAUCAUCAUUGACGAUGCAAGUCCGGACGGAACUUUGGACGUAGCAAAGGACCUUCAAAAAAUCUAUGGCGAAAAGAAGAUUGUCCUUCGUCCACGAGAGGCUAAACUGGGACUUGGAACGGCAUACAUUCAUGGGAUCAAGCACGCCAGCGGAAAUUUUAUCAUUAUCAUGGACGCUGAUUUGAGCCACCACCCAAAAUUCAUUCCAGAGUUCAUCGAACUGCAGAAAUUGAAUGAUCUUGAUAUCGUCACUGGUACUCGGUAUGUUGGAAGUGGUGGUGUCUUCGGUUGGGAUUUCAAGCGGAAAUUAGUUUCAAGAGGUGCAAAUUUCCUGACACAAUUGUUACUGCGACCGAACUGUUCGGAUCUGACUGGUUCAUUUAGGCUGUACCGAAAGGACGUUCUGCAGGAGUUAGUGUCGAGAUGUGUAUCGAAAGGAUACGUAUUCCAAAUGGAAAUGAUUAUACGGGCACGCGAGCUCAAUUACUCGAUUGGCGAGAUUCCCAUUACAUUCGUCGAUCGGGUGUACGGUCAAUCGAAACUCGGUGGCACGGAGAUAUUUCAGUUUGCCAAAAAUUUGUUGUAUCUCUUCGCAACAACUUGAAGAAGUCGGAGUGAUCGUCAUGUAUUUGUGACGUUGUACUUUCAGAAGACCGGAAUAAAUCGAAAGAUAUUAUAAAGU
Molecule: messenger RNA, 901 nt
Organism: Bradysia coprophila
Lineage: Eukaryota; Metazoa; Arthropoda; Insecta; Diptera; Sciaridae
Gene: Dpm1
Product: Dolichyl-phosphate mannosyltransferase subunit 1
Biological process (GO): GPI anchor biosynthetic process; protein O-linked glycosylation via mannose; dolichol-linked oligosaccharide biosynthetic process
Cellular component (GO): endoplasmic reticulum membrane
Molecular function (GO): dolichyl-phosphate beta-D-mannosyltransferase activity
Source: RefSeq, a predicted model, not a curated record